GCGCGCAUAUAUUCUCAGGUUUUACUCAGAUGAUACGUACGCAAUUCUAUCGCGCGCGUAUAUUCUUAGGUUUGACGCCGGAUACGAAAACGGUACGUACAUCAAUGCCAUGUGCGACCUAACCUGUUUGUUCCGGCUUGGAUCGGCGAUCGGCGUGCUUGGAAAUUUCUAAGACUGAUAUCGAAGGUCUUCUCGCAGCCUUUGGAUUUCUGAUUCCAAGUCAGAAUCGCAGUACUACGCCCGUCUUCAGAAUAAAACACACGUUGUUCACAUUGAAGAGAGCAUCGUCGGAGCUGACAGAAGAGCAUCAGAAGAUCAUACUGAUUGAUAGAUAUAUGGAACAGCUGAUGCAAGAAUAUUUAGAUAUUGCAACAUGGAUUUUACUGCAAAACGCCGUAGAAAACAUACUUUAGAUAUAUCAAAAAGGCACCUGAGAAGAUUAGCUGCAGAACAGGCAGAUAUUAUUUCCACAAAUUUGAAUCAUACAAGUUCUUCAGUGAACAAUAAUACUAAAUGCAUAACACAUUUGAAACAUGAGAGAUUAGAGUAUAAAAGAAUACAUUCCGAUAAUGAAACGGAAAAGGAAAAUAACAGUUUCGUACAACAUGAACAUGAAAAUGACAUAUUUGUACAGUAUGAAAAUAUACAAUCUGCAUCAGAGUUAGAUUCACAACGAUCAUCUAUGAACGUUCCUCGUGAUGAAUCAAGCGAUUCGAAUUUUGAAAAUAAUAAUGCUAAUGGAAAUGGAAAUGGAUUCUCUUUUAAAGAUGAUCUUGCAGUAUGGGCAAUUGAUCAUGAAACAUCACAUACCGCUCUACAUGCAUUGCUGUUAACACUUAGGAAACAUUCAUGUUUUUCAACAAUUUCUGUGGACGCACGAACACUGUUAAAAACACCAAGACAAUACCAAAAUAUCCGUACAGUUGUUCCAGGAACAUAUUGUCAUUUCGGAUUAAUAAAAUCUAUCAAAGAAAUAUUGUUAUCUGUGAAAGAGGAUGUUGAUUGCUUAAAAAUAGCAGUCAACAUUGACGGUUUGCCAUUAACAAAAUCGUCCCAACAACAAUUUUGGCCUAUACUCGGCUCAGUAAUUCCAAAUGGCAACGUUUUUAUGAUUGGACUUUACCAUGGUAAACCAGAGGAUGCCAAUGAUUUCUUGAAAGAUUUUGUCGACGAGGCAAAAGAAUUAUGUGAAAAUGGAAUGAACAUCAAUGGUCGACAAGUAAUAUGUCGGAUUGGAGCAUUAAUUUGUGAUACACCUGCGAAAGCAUUUGUUUUAUCUGUAAAAGGACAUUCUGGAUACUCCAGUUGUACUAAGUGUACUACGGAAGGAGAGUACAUUGGACAUCGAAUGUGCUUUCCACAAAUUGACGCACCACUUCGAACUGACGAAAAUUUUUUACAGAAGAUUUACGACAAUUUUCACAAACCAAAUACUAUAUGCAGUUUAGUCAACAUUCCUCAUUUCAAACCUGUGACAGAUGUGCCCUUGGACUACAUGCACUUAAUAUGUUUGGGUAUUAUGCGCAAAUUAAUAAAUUUAUGGCUUCAUGGCGAAUUAUCAUAUCGACUACAAUACAGAGCCGUGGAUGACAUUUCAACACGUUUAGUAAAUCAAUUGAAGCCAUCAAUACCUGUUGAAUUUGCUAGAAAACCAAGAAGGUUAGAUAGCGUAAAAUUAUGGAAAGCCACAGAAUACAGACAAAUAUUGCUAUAUACAGGUCCAAUAGCGUUUAAAUGCAUAUUAAAGAAAAAAAUAUAUGUACAUUUUAUGACAUUGCAUGUUAUUAUAAGGAUCUUGUCUUCAAGAAAUUUACAUGAACACCUUAACUAUACGCAAGAUUUCAUUUGUUUCUUCAUUAAAACAUUUAUAAAACUGUACGGAGUUAAGAACGUUUCACAUAAUGUUCAUAGUCUCGUUCAUCUAGUAGAUGAUGUCAAAAAAUUUGGACCUCUCGACAACUUUAGUGCGUUUCAAUUUGAAAAUUACAUGCAGAAAUUAAAAAAGUAUAUGCGAAAAGCGGAAAAACCUUUACAACAGGUUAUACGAAGAUGUAUUGAGAGAGAAAAGAGUUCACUCACAUCAACUGCUUUGCCAUAUCAUGAUCUACAACAUUAUAAUUUAAUGUCAUUGCAUUAUGAUGGGCCUAUUAUUCCGAAUUGUCACAGUCCACAAUAUAAAGUUGUUAAGUUCAACGGAAUGACAUUUAAAGUUGGAACACUUGCUGAUAGCACCUGCGGCUUAACUUGUGGUGCAAUUGUCUGUAUUCACAAUGUGGCUUACAACGCAAAACAAAAUGUUCUCGUUAUUAUUGGUCAAGAAUUCUUAGUAAGAGAGGAUCUCUUUAAUGUUCCAUGUUCAUCUUCUUUACUUGAUAUCUAUUGUGUUCAUUCUUUAUCUACUUUGAAAUCGUGGCCGCUGAAAGACAUUAUAAAAAAAUAUGUAAAAUUGCCAAACAAAAAUGACAAGUUUGCUGUAUUUCCUCUUCUUUAUUCCAACGUGUAAUUUUGACAUCCAUUUCAAUACAGAAUGACUGACAAGAAAAGAUAUGUUAUUGUUGAAUUCAAAGAUGGUCUUCAAAUUGUACCCAUUACAUGGUUAAGUACUGAUUCACGAAGAUCAAAAUGGCCUAGAAAUUAUAUCAGUAACGAUAGAUACGACAGAGCGGUUAGAAGUAUGGAAAUACCUGACUCAACUUGGGAGGAACAUGAUGUUCUUAAAAUAUAUACGACAUGCUCCGACUAUACAGUAGCACGACAAAAGUUAAAAUUGGCCGAACAUUUAUCUGAUAUAAACUCGUGUUCCGACGAGGAGAAUAAUAUUAAAAAGUCCCGAAAAAUUAGAGCAGCUAAAGUACAUGAUUCAAGUUCUUAUGAUUAUUCUGAAGAUGAAGACGAUUCUGACCAAGUAAUUUUAUCAAACCUUCCGAUACCUCCAACUGGCAAAAAAAUAGAUAAUAUCUCAAAAGGGAUAUCGGGAAAAAAAAUAACUCAGGCAUAUAAAGAUCCGAAGAACGUUAAAAAAGUAGACACUACAUAUACAGAACACAUUACUUCUUGCAGUUCCUACAACCAACGUUCUUGCAUUGAUAAGGAUAAUUUUUGUCCGGAGAAUGCUAAAAAGACAGAUACAACAACUACGGAAAGCGUAGCUUCUUGCAGUUCCUACAACCAACGUUCUUGCAUUGAUAAGGAUAAUUUUUGUAAGUAA
Messenger RNA from Odontomachus brunneus, 3208 nucleotides. RefSeq lists its product as uncharacterized. The record is from RefSeq and is a predicted model, not a curated record. The transcript is spliced from 6 exons. NCBI's taxonomy places the organism in Eukaryota, Metazoa, Arthropoda, Insecta, Hymenoptera, Formicidae. The coding region runs from base 2528 to 3208 and encodes 226 amino acids.